AUGAGGGCCUUUCCCGACCUCUCCUCUUCCACCUCCACCAGGACCCUGAACCUGGAGUCCCAGGAGGGCCUUGACGCAGAUCCUGCCGACUGUCUGGAUCCUCUGGAAGGCCUGGACAAGGAGAAGUGGGGAGCGUCCUGUGACACCGUCAUGGACCUGGAGGAAGAGCACAGCACGGAUGUGAUCCUGGUGGGCUCCAGUGAGCUGUCAUGUCCCCCGUCACCCCAGUCCAGCAGAGAUCAUAUUGCACAUGAAGUCAGGAUUAAGCAGCGGCAUAUAGAAGACAUCUGCAUCUGCUGUGGGAGUUUCCAGGUCUCGACAGAGCACCCUCUGUUUGAGGGAGGAAUGUGUAUUCCAUGCAAGAACAAGUUCCUGGACUCCCUUUUCUUGUAUGAUGAUGAUGGCUACCAAUCCUACUGCUCCAUCUGCUGCUCAGGCGAGACGCUGCUCAUCUGUGAAAACCCCGAUUGCACCCGAUGCUACUGCUUUGAGUGUGUUGAUACGCUGGUCAGUCCGGGGACCUCAGAGAGAGUUCAAGCCAUGAGUAACUGGGUGUGCUUCCUGUGCCUACCUUUCGCUAGCAAUGGACUACUUCAGAGAAGGAAGAAAUGGCGGACACGAUUGAAAGCCUUCCAUGACCAAGAGGCGGAGAGUUCUUUUGAAAUAUUUAAGACUGUGCCUGCAUGGAAGAGAGAGCCAGUUCGGGUGCUGUCUCUUUUCGGGGAGAUCCAGGAAGGGUGGUUCGUUUUCCAGUUUCACCGCAUGCUGCAGUAUGCGCGGCCAAGGCCAGGCAGCACUCAGCCCUUCUUCUGGAUGUUUGUGGACAACCUGGUGCUGACCUCAGAUGACCGGGCUGUGGCAACCCGCUUCCUGGAGCCUGUGUCUGUGGGUGCCCACUCUGAUGCCCAGGACAUCUAUCCAUAUGGGAAGGUGAAAGAGUGGGGUCCUUUUGACCUCAUGUACGGCUCAACGCCACCUCUGGGACAUGCAUUUGAGCGGCCUACUGGGUUCUGCACCCAUUCCAGGGGGGCCAACAAGGACUCAACUCUGAAAGCUGAAGAGGAACUGUCCCUGCUGGUUCAGGACAGGCCCAGAGCCAGGUUCCCCACCCCCAGCCCUGCUGCGCUGGUGAAGAACUGCUUUCUUCCCCUUAAAGAAUAUUUUAAGUAUUUUUCAACAGCACUCACAUCCUCUCCAUAA
Chrysochloris asiatica (Cape golden mole) is the source of this 1200-nucleotide messenger RNA. RefSeq names its product DNA (cytosine-5-)-methyltransferase 3-like (gene DNMT3L). The transcript is spliced from 13 exons. Gene Ontology annotation, cellular component: nucleus. Bases 1 to 1200 code for a protein of 399 amino acids. Gene Ontology annotation, molecular function: enzyme activator activity; DNA (cytosine-5-)-methyltransferase activity, acting on CpG substrates; DNA binding. Gene Ontology annotation, biological process: negative regulation of transcription by RNA polymerase II. Lineage: Eukaryota; Metazoa; Chordata; Mammalia; Afrosoricida; Chrysochloridae. The record is from RefSeq and is a predicted model, not a curated record.